This is a messenger RNA of Tribolium madens (black flour beetle), 1739 nucleotides long. RefSeq names its product growth factor receptor-bound protein 2 (gene drk). The transcript is spliced from 5 exons. The coding region runs from base 436 to 1071 and encodes 211 amino acids. NCBI's taxonomy places the organism in Eukaryota, Metazoa, Arthropoda, Insecta, Coleoptera, Tenebrionidae. The record is from RefSeq and is a predicted model, not a curated record. Gene Ontology annotation, molecular function: protein binding.
AACACUGCGGUGUUGUGUGAAAAGUAGUUCCGUAUUAUUUCACUGGAAUUCCUUUCCUCCUUACGUGGUAUCCAAUUCCUUUCGGAUCAGCAAGUUUCACCAAUUAGUAAUUUAGUAAGUUUAAAGAGUUUGUUUUGUUUGUGUGAUAAGAGUUGAUUAGUUGUGAUAAGAUUAAUAUUCCUCCGCCAUGAUUGUCCUCCAGUGUUGAAUUUCAUCAGUGACAGAAGGGAGGGUUCUCGUAAAGGUUUGCGUAAAAACCCAACAAAAACACCAAAUAAAGUGAUUAUCUUCCAAAGAAAUGUGUUAUUCGCUAGAUUAUAAAGCGGAUGCUUAGUGUUAGUUUUUAAAAAUCGAUGUAUUGACAUUGCCGGUGCUAUUUGAACUUUUUUGGAGUUAACUCUUGUGCUUUUAUUUGUGAUAAGACGAACUUGAACAAUGGAAGCAAUAGCGAAGCACGAAUUCAACGCAACAGCUGACGAUGAGCUUAGUUUUCGAAGAUCUCAAGUUUUAAAGAUUCUGAAUAUGGAAGACGACAUGAACUGGUACAGGGCGGAACUUGAUGGCAGAGAAGGCCUAAUUCCUAGUAAUUACAUAGAAAUGAAAAACCACAGUUGGUACUAUGGUAGAAUCACAAGAGCUGAUGCUGAAAAACUGCUCUCAAAUAAGCACGAAGGGGCCUUUCUCAUACGUAUUAGUGAAUCCAGUCCAGGAGAUUUUUCUCUAUCUGUCAAGUGUUCUGACGGUGUGCAACAUUUUAAGGUGCUAAGGGACGCCCAAGGCAAAUUCUUUCUCUGGGUAGUCAAAUUUAACUCUUUAAAUGAAUUAGUAGAAUAUCAUCGCACGUCCUCCGUGUCCCGUUCACAAGACGUUAAGUUGAAGGACAUGGUGGCAGAAGAGUGCUUGGUACAGGCCUUAUACGAUUUUACUCCACAAGAAGCUGGCGAACUUGAAUUCCGAAGGGGCGACGUAAUCACGGUGACGGAUCGCACAGAUCAGCACUGGUGGCAUGGCGAAAUCGGGCACCGCCGCGGCCUAUUCCCCGCUACUUAUGUCACGCCUUAUCACACAUAAUAUAUUUCUUCUAAUUACGUUAUUUUUUCAAAGGCAUUAUUUCACUACUCUUGGAAAACCUACAAACUGUGGGCGUUUUUUACUUGUUUUUUAAUUUAUGUGAUUUUGUAAUUUUUUAGAUGAUUUUAAUUGCUCAUUGUUUUUGGAAAAUCUCUUAAUGUAGUUUUAAGAUCAAAUAUUUUUAUAUUGGAUCAAUUGUACUGAAAAACAUGAAAUUAAUUAAUCUUCAGUUCAGUAGGUUAUGGAAUAUAUAUAAUGUUUAAUUUUUUAGGUAGAGUGUAUUACAGUUUGCUUACAUUUUACUUUGUUCAGAUAUGCAACGAAAUUAACAAGUUAGGAUUGAAGUGGAGCUAGUUUCCGUCGAAGAUUUAAUAUUUAAAUCCAUUUUCCUAUAAGAAUAGUGCACUACAUUAUCGUAUUUUUAGCAAAUCAGAUGCCAUUUUUGUAUUUCAUUAAGUUUAUGGAGAUUUGUGAAUUUUAUUUUCAAAUAUUUUUAUUUGUAUAUAAUGCGUUAGAGAUUAUGCCAGAUUUUUUUAUUCAACACUCAAUCAUUUGGCAUUUUCUUGCUUUGACUUUUAGACUUUGUAUGUAAAUACUAACAUAGUUUUAUUAUUACAAUAUUGCAUUAUUAUAAUAGGCGAGUAUAAGUAAAUAUAUGUUAUAUAAAU